AAUUUCGCGCCAAACCGCAUCAACAAGCGCGUGUACUUUUAUAUACUAAUAUCAAAAAAGAAAAAUAAAAUAAUCAAACAAAUGCCUAGAACCCAUUCAAGGCUUAGAAAUCUACUCCAAAGGGCGCGCACUUUUAUCGGACUCGCCACCACAACCGCCGCAGCCGCGUCUUUAUCAACCAUUUCCGCUCCCUCCUUCUCCACCACCACUCCCAAACUAAUGGAAGAGCUCAAGACACGUGUCUGCAUCAUUGGCAGUGGCCCCGCCGCUCACACCGCCGCUAUCUACGCGGCUCGUGCCCAGCUCAACCCCGUCCUUUUCGAAGGCUGGAUGGCCAACGACAUCGCUCCCGGAGGCCAGCUCACUACUACCACCGACGUCGAAAACUUCCCCGGCUUCCCCGACGGGAUCCUCGGCGGCGAGCUUAUGGACCGAUGCAGAGCUCAAUCUGCCCGUUUCGGUACUCAGAUCCACACCGAAACGGUCAACAAAGUUGACUUCUCUUCCACUCCCUUCAAAAUCUUCACCGAUUCCAAAACUGUCUCCGCCGAUUCUGUCAUCGUCUCCACCGGCGCCGUCGCUAAGAGACUCAUCUUCUCAGGGUCCGAAACUUUCUGGAACCGCGGGAUAUCCGCAUGCGCGGUUUGCGACGGUGCUGCUCCGAUAUUCAGAGAGAAACCGCUGGCGGUUAUCGGAGGAGGUGACUCGGCUAUGGAGGAGGCAACAUUUUUGACAAAAUACGGGUCAAAAGUGUAUAUACUACACAGAAGGGAUACGUUUAGGGCAUCUAAAAUUAUGCAAAAUAGAGCGAUGAGUAACCCUAAGAUUGAGAUACUGUGGAAUUCAGUGGUGGUGGAGGCUAAAGGAGAGCGUACCUUGAAUGAGUUAAAAGUGAAGAAUACAGUUACUGGUGAAGUUUCUGAUUUGAAGGUGAAUGGAUUGUUUUUCGCUAUUGGACAUGAGCCUGCUACUAAGUUCUUGGAUGGCCAGCUUCAGCUUGAUUCUGAUGGCUAUGUUGUCACUAAACCAGGGACUACUCUGACCAGUGUGCGUGGAGUUUUCGCUGCUGGUGAUGUUCAGGAUAAGAAGUAUAGACAGGCUAUUACUGCUGCCGGCACUGGUUGCAUGGCAGCCUUGGAAGCGGAACAUUACUUGCAAGAGAUUGGCUCACAGGAGGGUAAGAGCGACUGACUAUCUAGAAUAUAGCUGCUAUUUAGGAGGUUCUCAAUCAAAAAACAUUAUUUGAUCUAUAAGAAACUGUCUGGAUAUGGUUCAGUCUCUUAGUUGAAUUUUAUUUGGUAUUCAAGGUUUGGUUGCAAAAGAAAUUCGACUGACAAUAUAUGAUUUAUCUCAAUUUAUACCAAAAUGGAAUUUGCUUGAUGAAA
This is a messenger RNA of Mercurialis annua (annual mercury), 1385 nucleotides long. Its product is annotated as thioredoxin reductase NTRB-like. Gene Ontology annotation, molecular function: thioredoxin-disulfide reductase (NADPH) activity. Bases 82 to 1191 code for a protein of 369 amino acids. The transcript is spliced from 2 exons. NCBI's taxonomy places the organism in Eukaryota, Viridiplantae, Streptophyta, Magnoliopsida, Malpighiales, Euphorbiaceae. Gene Ontology annotation, cellular component: cytoplasm. Gene Ontology annotation, biological process: removal of superoxide radicals. The record is from RefSeq and is a predicted model, not a curated record.